GGAAGACUCGGUCGUCCAUACCUUAGUUUGUCCAUUACUCUCAAAAAUUUGUUGCUAAAAAAGUAAAUCAUGUUUCUUAGUAGCCAGUAAAUUGAUCUUACGAAACGGACAAGGAGAAAGAGGACAGAAAUUGCGAUAAAAUGGAGGAGUAAUUAGAAUCCAACAAAUAUGUGGAGUUUAAGUCUAUGGGAUGUAGGCUUCCCCUUGGAAUGGUGGAGCUGGCUAGUUGGAAGGAUGUCCAGCAUGACAACUUUCCUCUUGACGACCCUAGUCCUCCCUGGUGAAGCUGUAACACAUAAUGAGGAUAACCUGCAAUUUGCAAAGCUGUACCACAGCAUAACUUUUAUUGGCAGCAGGGCCAUGUGCAAUGUGCUGAAUGCAGUGUGGAGCAAGGAGAACCUUGGAGAAGAAAUUCAGACUUUAAGGGAUUAUUGCAGGAUCAAGUUAUCUUGGACACGGAAGAACUUUAAUUUAAUUUUUGAUAAGUUUGAUCAACAGUAUUUGGACAAGGAUAUCUGUUAUGAGAAUUAUGAUAUUUGCUACUUGUGCAGGGUUUUGGAAAAUGUGCUUAAUCAUGUUUAUUGUCAAUUGGAUCCUGAUUGUCAAGAGCACAUCAAGAAACUUCGAAAGAAAAGGAACAAAGUGUGCCAUUACUAUGGGCACAUGGAGGGAAAUCUGAGCACAGAGAUAGAUCAGCUUAAAGAAACUAUAAGAUCUAUUUACAAAGGAGUUGGUAAAUACCUUGAUAUUGAUUUUUCUCAGAACAUUACAGAGAUGGAACACAUGCUGACUGAAAUCUUAGAUACUAAUUUUGUAUUUGGUGAGCAAGUGAAAGAGAUUGAAACAUUUGAAGAAAACAAACGGUCUAGGAUGAUCAUCCAGGGACGACAGGAGCUGGAAGCUCAGUACAGGAAACUCCGAGUGCUUAAUCCUUGUACGUGGAUAAAUGAAAAUAAUGAUAAAGUCCGUAGAUUUGAGGUUGACAAAAUCUUUACACCCUUAAAGCUUGAGGGUCAGAGGGAAAUAGAGCUGAAAGACAUUUUUACUGCUAAAAUGGGAAGAGGUGCCAUUUUGCCUCCAAUCUUGAUAUACAAGGGUUUGGCAGGAUCUGGCAAAUCUGCUUUGUGCCGCUACUUGAUCUUUAAUUGGCAUACAAAAAAGGAAGAGAUUGACAUGCUUAGCUCAUUUGACCUAGUUUUCCUUGUAGAAAUUAGGCGCAUGAGAUGCAGGAAGGUGAUAGAUUUCCUUCAAGAGAUGAUACUCAAAAAUACAUGUAAAAAUUUUGACCCUAAAGAUGUUAUAUUGCUACUGAAAGGCCUAGAUUUACUUUUUAUUAUUGAUGGCUAUGAUGAGAGUGGAGAGCAGGACAAGGAGCUUGUCGAAAAUAUUUUGGCCAUAUUCAGUAAUCAUCGGAUCCUAAUAACAACACGACCAGAUUACCAUGAAGAUGUUAUCAGCUUGGCAAAGAGAUAUGCUGCAUACCAGUCUGUGGAAGUUUGUGGAUUUGAUGAUAAACGGAAGGAAGAGUUCAUCACUAAAGUGUUCUCAGUGAUAGAAGAGAAAGACAAAUGCAUGAGGCAAACCAUAAAGUUUCUGAAUUACCUUAGUAACCGUGGAUAUGCUUUGGAUGAGCAUCUAAAGUUACCUUUGACUCUGGCACUGCUUAUAUACCUUUGGAAGGAAAAUCCAGAAGUUGUAAACAGUGUUACCUCUGCUACAAGACUCUAUAUGGAACUCUUUAGGUUGUGCCAAAAGAAACUAGCUGAGCGUUUGUGCUGUACAAAGAGCUUCAGGAGUGCAAAACUUUACUCUCACCUUGAUGAUCUCAUCCUCUUGCUUGGGCAACAAGCAUGGUUAAUGCUCAAAGAUGCAAACAAUUUAGUUAAUAAAGAUAUAUAUUAUGUACUUGAAAAGGAAUGUAAAACUAGAAAUAUUGAUGUUACUGAAUUGAUGUCUGCCUUUCUUAUGUGUCAUGUGGAUGAGGAUGAUGAUGAGCUAGUUUAUGAAUUCCUACACAAGACGCAGAUGGAGUACCUUGCAGCAGGAUUCUUAGCUGAUCAAGUUAAAAGAAAAAGAAAAACUCUUGAGGAAAUUAAACAAGACAUUGGGUACAGCAGUUGGAGGCAUCACCAAGAAGUUUUGAAGUAUCUUACAGGUCACCUUGCUAUUCAUAGCCAGGAGAAUUCAGAUAUUCUUGAAGCCAGUUUUCCACACUUAUCAAAGUUAUUUAGUGUGGCAGAGAUAGAAAGUGACAAUUACAAUUACUGGUGGAAUUUAGUUGUUGAAGCACUGUUCAACUCCUCAGUAUGUAAGGGAAUUGCUCAGAACCAGCUACCUGUGAAACACUGGCAAUUGAAUGCAAGACAAGUAGUUUCUGCCCUGAACCUCUUAAUCAGGACGUCAGUCUCACUUAAGACCCUAACUAUCGAUAUAUCUUGUGAUGUGGAGCCAUAUAACAUCAAAUAUUUUCUCGAUGUAAUGAAAAGUUUAAAGUUCAAAAUUCAAGACCGCCAUAACAAGCGUUGCCCAAUCUUGGUUGAAAUUCACUUCUGGCGGCAUGUUCAGUAUCAGCAUAGCAGGCCGUCAGAUGAUUUCCUGAGAGCUUUGUAUCCUUGGGCACAUCUUAUAAAUUUCACAGGAAGUCUUGGAGAACAAAUAGAAGGUAAGGAAGUUUUGGCCUACUGCUACAAUCUGAAGAACAUCCGUGCACGUGUGGCAAGCCCCAAAGCUCUUGCUUGUCUUAGCAGGAGCUUGGAGAAGAUCUGGAAGUCAGUCCGUAUCAUACGGCUGACCCUUGCGAUCUCUGUUGAAGUCAGGCCGGAGGAGCUUGCAGUGCUGAAAUUCAGAGGCAAUCUGGAGUUGCUGCUGAGGAAUAUCAGAGAUGCGGACAAGGAGUGGUUGGUGCAAGUUGUCAGGAGAAUUGGAAAUCAGUAA
Molecule: messenger RNA, 2934 nt
Organism: Penaeus indicus
Lineage: Eukaryota; Metazoa; Arthropoda; Malacostraca; Decapoda; Penaeidae
Exons: 2
Coding region: 169-2934 (921 amino acids)
Source: RefSeq, a predicted model, not a curated record